Molecule: messenger RNA, 536 nt
Organism: Dermacentor andersoni
Lineage: Eukaryota; Metazoa; Arthropoda; Arachnida; Ixodida; Ixodidae
Gene: NP15.6
Product: NADH dehydrogenase [ubiquinone] 1 beta subcomplex subunit NP15.6
Cellular component (GO): respiratory chain complex I
Source: RefSeq, a predicted model, not a curated record
ACGACAAACAUGGCUCUCCUGUUGAGGCGAAACCUGCUGCCCCGGCUGGCCAAACUUCAUAAAGUGACGCGUUUAGCGAGCGCUUCCAUAUCAACUACACCGAAGAAUAAGGAAGUUCCAACGGCUACGGUGCCCGACACAGUCGGCAAACCGCCCGUGACCGCGGCCGACUUUGCGGACACCAAACCGCGGUACUGGAUUAGUUAUGGCUACAGUACCGAAGACUACCAUGAAGACAGUGAUGCCCAUCACACAAUUAUGUUCACGGGCCUCUCGUUGGUCGUGUGUGGCGCCGUGAUUGCGUUCGCGUACGCACCCGACUUCAAGAAUGUGGACUGGAUUGAGAGAGAAGCCCACCUCGAGUUGGAGAGGCGCGAGAAGUUGGGGCUGCCGCUUGUGGACCCAAACCUCAUUGACCCCAGCCGAAUCGUUCUGCCGUCAGAUGAGGAGCUCGGAGACUUUGAGAUCGUACUCUAAGGUCUAUUCUGUGUAGAGAUCAUUGAAUUUGUUUGUGAAUAAAGGAAAAGUAGCCUGUC